Messenger RNA from Bursaphelenchus xylophilus (pine wood nematode), 5557 nucleotides. The record is from the annotation of a GenBank genome assembly. Lineage: Eukaryota; Metazoa; Nematoda; Chromadorea; Rhabditida; Aphelenchoididae.
AUGGCUCGAAUUGAUAAAGAUUACUUUAUUAAACGGGCGACACGUCUCUAUGAACGAUGGGUAAGGAAUUUUCACGUUUUUGCCUUAAUUUGUAAAUUAUUUAACUUUUCUAUGGAUUAUUGAUUAUUUUUGCCUUUUAGAACAGUGGAGAUGAUGAAACCCUGUCAAAGCUGAGUUGUCUGGUUUUCCCCGUGGGGACAGAUGACAACUACUCCAAAACGCAGUCUCUGCAGGUAUGAAUAACAUAGCCGGAUUUCUACUUCUUUAGACAUGGCUCUUCAACUGUGCUAUCUUUGAUACACUCCUAGUGUUCACAAAGGCUGGAAUAUACUUCCUUGGAAGCGAGAAAAAAGCAAGGUUUUUUUCUCCAGUUGAGUCAAAGGAGAAUGACGAGCAAUUCCCCCCACUCAACAUUCUUCACAGGGAUAAAGUGGGUGAUCGUUCAAUUGAUUAUUGUUGCUUUAGGCUUCUAAAGAUGUUCAAAACUUUGAGAAGUUGAUUGCUGUCAUCAAAGAAAGUGGAAACUCUUAUGGGUGCUUUGCCAAAGAAAGCUUUGACAGUGAAUUCACGACAAGCUGGCAAGACGCUGUUAAAGAGUCUAAUGCCAAAGCUGUUGAUGUCACCUUGUCAUUUGCUUUGUUGUUUGCCGUUAAAGAUGAUAAAGAGAUUUCGUUGAUGAGAAGGUCGGCUGAAGCCACUGCUAAUGCGAUGAAUGUCCUCAAAAAGAAAAUUGUGAAUAUUGUUGAUACAGAAAAGGUGGGUGAAAUGGAAUUGGUUUUUUAUGACUUUGUAGAAAGUAAAGCAUAGCCGCUUGGCGGAUGAAAUGGAAAGGUUAAUUGUCUCAAAGGAAGUCCAAGGCAAGUUGGCGCAGAACGAAGGAAGUCUGGAAGCUGGAUUCACUCCCAUUAUUCAGUCGGGUUCAAAAUGUGCACUGAAGUUCAGUGCAAAUAACAGUGAUAGCAACAUUUCAUAUGGUUCUGUUCCUUGUUGUCUCGGAAUGAGAUUUAUGGUAAGCUUGGCCUAACUGGCAAUGUAUGUCUAUUUUUUUAGUCGUAUUGUACAAACGUUGCUCGAACUUUCGCAUUGGAGCCAGCCGAUUCUUAUGAGAAGGUUUACGACACCCUUUUGAGUAUCCAGCAGAAGUUAUUAAAAGAAAUGAAGCCAGGAAACACAAUUUCCGAUGUGUACAAAAAGACGGUGCAUUUUAUUGAAAAUGAAGCGGGGGAAAUUUCGAAAUUUAUCCAGAAGGCUAAUUUUGGGUACGUUGUUAAAUGCGCAUUUCUUUAUGAAUUGUAGUUUUGCCACUGGUAUCGAAUUUCGAGAUGGUCAAUUUUUGAUUAACGAGAAAUGCAAACAAGUUCUUCAACCGAACAUGACCUUUGUUGUUUCGAUCGGAGCUCAAGACUUUCCAAAUCCAGGUGCAACGAAUGAUGAGUACAAGACAACAUCAAUUUGGUUGAGUGACACAAUUUUGGUUACGAAGGAAGGCCCCUGUGAAGUGUUGACGAUGUCCGCUAAAAGUCAGUUCAAAGCAAAUGCCAUCCGGUUAAAGAACAGCGAAGAUGAGCAAGUCAAAGAAGUCAAACAGGCUAUUAUGGAUCAAGGAAGGUCAAAGCGAUCUGUUAUUCUACAGGAACAGACUAGAGUAAGUAAUAACAGACAUCUCAAAAUGUUUUUAGCAUAAACAAACAAAUGAAGACAGACGAAGAACACAUCAGAAGGAGUUAUCAGAUCAGCUGAACUCUAAUGCGAAGGCCAGACUAGCUCAUUUGCCUGGAACUAAAGACGAACGGAAGGUCAAGAAAUCGAAUAUCUCUUACAAAACGCUCGAACGCUUCCCCAAUGAGCCCGAAGUUAAUGACAACAUGAUAUACGUGGACAAGAGACAUGAUACCGUCAUUCUCCCCAUCUUCGGAAUGCCAGUUCCAUUCCACAUUUCAAUGUUAAAGAACACGAGCAUGGCAAAUGAAGGCGAUUACACAUACCUCAGACUUAAUUUUACUCAUCCUGGAUCUCAAAUCGGCAAGGACAAUUUCAUGUUCCCCAAUCCACUCGCAGAUUAUGUGAAAGAAUUGUAAUGGAUUUAGCUUGUGUAUUUAGUUUGUCGUUUAGGACUUUCCGAAGUAGCAAUUCCAAGGAACCCGGAGAAAUGCAUGCUCCGAGUUUGAAUCUUCAGACUGCCUAUAGACUGAUCAAAGAAAUGCAAAAGAAGUUCAGAACAUCAGAAGCGGAAGAAAGAGAAAAGGAAGGAGCUGUUAAGCAAGAUAAACUGGUCCUCAAUAAUAUGAAGGGUAACCCGAAGUUGAAGGAUCUUUAUGUUCGCCCAAACAUUGUCAAGAGAAUGAGCGGGGUCUUAGAAGCCCAUCAGAAUGGUUUCCGAUAUACAACUCCGAGAGGGGAUAAAAUUGACGUGCUCUACAAUAACAUAAAGCAUGCCUUCUUCCAACCUUGUGACAAUGAGAUGAUUAUCUUACUUCAUUUUAAUCUGAGGGUACGUAAUGUUUUAAUUUUCGCAUGUUUUUAGAAUCCCGUAUUGUGGGGGAAGAAGAAGUAUUCGGAUAUUCAAUUCUACACGGAAGUUGGAGAGAUUACAACCGAUUUGGGUAAAUACCACCAUAUGCAAGACAGAGACGAUGUGGCCAGUGAACAGGUAUUUUAAUCUCGGCCCAUUCUGACUCCAGGUUUAGAUGGAAAGAGAGAUGAGGAAGAAACUCAACUCCACAUUCCAAAAUUUCUGCGACAAGGUUGCAAAGGCGACUAACGAGCAAGUUGACUUCGACACACCAUUCAAUGAUUUGUCCUUCAAUGGUGUCCCCUUCAAAUCUUCUGUCUAUUUGAAGCCGACUUCAUCUUGCUUGGUGAAUCUGACUGAAUGGGUGAGUCCCUGUGCUAAUCUUGAUAUCUUUUCAGCCUCCAUUUGUGGUUACUUUGGAUGAAGUUGAAUUAGUUCAUUUUGAACGUGUCAGUGGAAAUACCAGAACCUGCGAUAUGAUUAUUGUGUUCAAAGAUUAUACUAAAAAGACCCAGGGUAUCUUUAAUAUUCCUGAUCAUGCGCUGGACGGAAUCAAGGACUGGUUGAAGUAGGUUUUAUAUUUCAAAAGCAUAUUUUUUAGCUCUUGUGAUAUCCGUUACUCUGAAGGUCCAAUGUCUUUGAAUUGGAAUAAUAUCAUGAAACGAAUUAUUGAUGACCCCGAAGGAUUCUUCGAAGAAGGCGGGUGGGACUUCCUUCUUGCUGAUUCUGAAGUAAGUUACUUAUAACAAAAUUAUUAUGUGUUUAGGAUGAGGGGGAAGAUGAUGAUUCCGAGGAAAGUGAAUUCAAUGUCUCGGAUGAUUCCGAUGCGAGCGGCGAAGAGGAAAGCGAGUCCGACUCAGAAUCUGUCCAAACCACGUCUGAUUCGGAAUCAGAAGCAGAAUUGGAUUCUGAUGAAAGCGAGGGAAAGGAUUGGAGUGAUUUGGAAGAAGAAGCCGCUAAAGCCGAUAAAAUGAAAGAACGUGGAGAAGAGGAGGCGCCCUCUCAUGGUCACAAGAGAAAGCACGGUGGGGGUGGAGGUGGCUCGAGUUCUAAGAAACGUCGUUAGCCCUUUAAAUCAUGUUUAACCAUUCUAACAUUUUUUGUUUUAAUUGUGGAAAUAAAUGCGAGAAUCGAUAGUUGCACUUCGCCUCGAAUUAUUUUACGUUGACGUAAACAUUUCUUUUUCCGAUCUUCUAUUUGUUGUAGCAUACUUUAUUUUUUUGUUUUGAUAAAUGUUAUUUGGCCGUGUUUACAUUUGUACCAAUCUUUAAAUCUUGACUUUAGACGGGAUGAGCGAGAAAGUGAGGGAAAUCGAAUUUAUUUUGCGGUUUUCCCUUCAAUCUUUAGCCGACCAGAGAAUUAAAUGUCCAGAAACGUGGAGUGUUUUGCAACUCAAGAACCAUAUCCAUAACCUUUGCCCAUCGAAACCAGCAGUCGGACUUCAGCGUCUUAUUUAUGCUGGCCACUGUUUGAAGGAUAAUCAAGUUCUCAAAGACAUUUUUAAGAGAAGCUUGGGUGAUGAAUCCGAGAAUGCCGGCGUUCAAGUAAUUCAUCUGGUAUGUGCGUCCAAAACGGACCAAUUUAAGUUGCCAGAAACCGUAAAACCUCGAUCGUCGACUUUAAUGUAAGGAUUUUGGUGCCAACCGUGAAAUAAUUGAUUUUUUAUUGCAGAGAGAGCAGGGGGAUGGCUCCGACCUCAAAUUUUUUAACGGCUCCUGAAGGAAUUUCGCAAGAUCUGAACCAAGUUUAUGCCCAAGCAUAUCACGAUUAGUAAGUGCUGCUGAGAAGUUAAUAUUUUUUUCUAGUUUGAGACAAUACUACGGACAAGCUCAUCUAAACUUGAAUAAUCGGUUUAACCGAGUUUCUGUCGUCGCGCGCGUACAACAACAACGACCAGAAGUAGCUAAUGUACCAGAACAAGCCCUUAAUGGAAGAGAAAAUGAACAUCCUGAUCUAUUGGAUCUACUGUACAAGAUAAUCAGAGUAAUGAUAUUGCUGGCACUGGUUAUGUAUUCACCAACUGAACGACUUCUUUUUGUGGUUUUGCUGAUCUGUCUGAUGCUCUAUGUUCAACAACGCAGGGAAAGAAAUAAUCGCGUUGAAAGAGAAAUUCCAGCUGUAGGUUUUCAAGGACAGUCGGGGAAACUCAAGUUGGGGUGAAGGACAACGACAAUAGCCCGCGAUUUUGAUGCGGCGUUUUUGCGUAACUAAAAAAAGUAUUGUCCGGAAGAAUAUCUCAUGUUUAAAAGGGGAUUAAAGAGACGUAUUCGUCAAAAUUGAAAACUUUACGCGUGGAUUCAAAGAAAACACUGCAUAUCGGCAACGCGGCAACCGAAUAUAUUGUUUAUUUUUUAAAAGAAGAAAAAACAACAAAAAGUGUGCUUGGGUCAUUUUUUCAAAUCAUUACAUGACCUGUUUAGGCUCGACCGGCGCCAAAUGAAAACGCUCCGGCCAACAACGAGAAUGGUCUUGAUAACACCCUAGCAAAUGCUGAGAUGGAGAUGCCACCCCAAAGCGCUUGGUCAGUCUUCUGGUCCACAGUUGUCUCAUUCUUCAGUUCUUUAAUCCCCGAGAAUCAGAUUCCCUUAAAUGUAAACUAAAGACUUUUAUACCGGUAUGUAUGUAUUAUAUCACAACUUCAUCAUCGCUUUGAAGCAGACUAUUUGUUUAGUAAAAGCACAGUACUAAUUUUGGCUUCUUUUUUGAAUUUGAAUGCUGAAACGAUUAAAGUUUGGAUGUUUGUCCUCUAUUGAUCUAAACUUAUCCUUGUUUGCAUGCCUGAUGACAAACGAUGGCUGAUUUAACUCUCACUUUUAUGACCCUGUUUAUGACUUCGUCGGUGAGUGACAGUUGCAUAAGGAUUAUGAGAUUGACAUCAGUUCACGAAGAGGCGGGCUCACGAUAGAACGACGUGAGGUUGUGAUAGCGGGAAUCAUCAACAAGAGGCGAAUUUCACUUGGAAUGGUGAUGGAGUCAGCGGAGCCAGCCGGACUGGUCAAGGAUAUGGAUCGAGGGAGCAAGCUGGCAGAGCGAACGGCGGACUGA